CGAUCAGCUGAUUACAAACUUAAUCAAAGAGGCACGAAUUUCGUCGAUACCCGUGUCAUUAUUGUCGAAUCCGGUACCGGUGGUGCCGGUUGCGUCUCCUUUGCGAGAGAAAAGUACAGGCCAAAAGGGCCGCCUAGUGGAGGGAAUGGUGGAGCAGGAGGAAAUGUGUGGGUUAUUCCGACGAAGGGUGAGACGAGUUUGCAUAAGGUGCCGCCACAUAUCAUUGCGGAUGAUGGCCAGACUGGGCAAGGUGAUGUGAUGCACGGGAGGGCGGGGCAGGAUAUCGUUAUUAAGGUUCCUCCGGGUACGGUGGUCACUGAGAUUGGUACACGUGAGAAGGUGAUCAAGCGAGGGCAGGAUAUGUGGGUUCACUAUCCCAAUUUCGAGGAUGAGAACGAGGCGAGUGAUCUUCUCCGCGCUGCUGCCCACAGGGUUUUGCUCGAAGCGCCGUCUAUUGUCCGGGAAGAAGAAGUGUUGUCUCAUGGGAAUAGCAGAGAACGCUUCUUGGCGAAGAAGAUCAUGGAAGCGGAAAACUUGAAGCCGCUGGGUGAGACGCCGAAAGUUAAUCUUGACUUUUCCGAUGCGGGCGAGAACGAUGACCCAUUUCCUCCUCAACUGAUUCUCAAAGGUGGCCGGGGUGGGCUAGGAAACCCGUUCUUCCAGACUCCGGAUAUCCGUGUGCCUCGGUACGCUACCCGCGGUGCACCUGGUACGAGGAUCAGACUACACCUUGAGCUGAAGACGUUGGCGGACAUUGGACUUGUUGGCUUGCCGAAUGCUGGUAAGAGUACGUUGUUGAGAGCGAUUAGUAACGCGAAACCGGAGGUUGCCGCUUAUGCAUUUACGACGCUCAACCCUUACGUCGGUACCAUUCCCUACCAAAACGCACAAAAGGUCAUGACGGUUGCUGACAUCCCCGGACUCAUCGCCGGCGCAUCCGACAACCGAGGUCUGGGACACUCCUUCCUUCGUCAUAUUGAGCGUGCCAAGGUUUUAUGUAUGGUACUCGAUUUGGGAGGAGACCCGUGGAGUGCGUAUCUUACCUUGAAGAAGGAGUUGGGAGCAUACAAGGAAGGGUUGGAUAAGAGGCGUCAGGUCAUUGUCGCAAACAAAGCGGAUACGGAGGGCUCGCAGGCGGCAUAUGCUGAGCUUUCGAAGAAGAUCCGUGAG
Saitoella complicata NRRL Y-17804 is the source of this 1170-nucleotide messenger RNA. RefSeq names its product GTP-binding protein Obg/CgtA. Gene Ontology annotation, molecular function: GTPase activity; GTP binding; magnesium ion binding. NCBI's taxonomy places the organism in Eukaryota, Fungi, Ascomycota, Saitoellomycetes, Saitoellales, Saitoellaceae. The transcript has a single exon. The annotation marks the transcript as partial. Gene Ontology annotation, cellular component: mitochondrion. The record is from RefSeq and is a predicted model, not a curated record.